AUGCGAGACCACCCUGCGUUUUACUUUGACAGUGCCUCGAAAGAUGACCCUGCUCCACCCGAGAAGAAGUCGCCGCGGAAACGGCUGAGUGACAAGUCUGAAGAGUCGGACAAAGCCGACAAGGUGGAGAAACUGGAGAAGCCAGAAAAACCAGAGAAAAGCGAAAAGGGGGAGGAGGUGUCGGAGAAGGGACCUAGCGACGUCGCGGAAGACGCUGUGGUGGAUACCAAGGUCAGUAUCGAUCCAAACUCGCCAGUUUCCAGUGGCGCAUCUAGCGGAGCCAAAAGUGGGGUCAGCGAUGACGGAAGCAAUAACAACAACAACAGCAACAACAACAGUGAUGGCAAUGGUAACGACGAUGGCAGCUCCAAAGGUGAUAAACACUUGGUCAACACCCGGACCGGGUUGUAUACUCCGUUUUUGGCCAUCCCCAUGAAGGACCGUCCGUGCUUACCAGGGAGAUUCUGCACCAUUACUGUCACAGACACGGAAGUCAUCAAAUGUCUUCAAGAAGUUAUCGAAACCAAAGAACCCUAUUUUGUACUUUUCCAUGUGCAAGAUCCAAACGACAAAGAUGCUCAUAUUGACAUUGUCAAAAAUAAGGAGUUUGUACACCAAGUUGGAACCUUGUGUCAAAUCACCAAGGUUACCUCGUUGGAUUCAAACCGGGUGCAUAUUCUAGCAUACCCACACAAGAGAGUCAGAUUGGUGGAUUUGAGCACUCCCAAGCACAAGAAUAAAAACAUUGAGGAACAAAAGGAUUUCCCCACGGCAUAUCUCAAGAAAUAUGCUGUUUCCUAUGCGGCCGUCCAGCCGGUAGAGGACGAACCAUUUGACAAGAACAACAUCGACAUUCAGGCGCUAGUGGAAAGCGUCAAGACCUUGUGCGCUGGAUUCUCCCCCAACCCAUUAGCAGUGGAGAGCGGGAGAAAAGUGUUGAAUAACCCUUCUAUGCUUGCUGACUAUGUUGGUGGUUCAGUUUCCGGGGAUCCAAAGCAGAUUCAAGAAAUUAUGGAUAGUUUGGACGUUAAGGAGAGGUUGCAAAAGACACUCAAUUUGUUGAAAGUCGAGGUUGAUGCCGACGAAAUCAAACGCAAGGCGCAUAUGAACAUGAGAGAACGAACUGAAAAGCAGUAUGCUCAGAUGCUCAUCAAGGAGUACACCAAGGAGCUUCUUAAAGCUGCCGGUAUUGGCGAAAACUCAAAAGCAGUCAAGUUUGAUGAACGAAUAAAGCAUUUGAAGAUGCCCGAAGAGGCAUUGGAAGCGUACAAGACCGAACGCGCAAGGUUGGGGACUCAAAGCGACAUGGAACUGAAUGUCGUGGAAAGGUACCUUGACUGGCUCACUUCGAUUCCAUUCGGCAUAUACUCGAAGGACUCCUUUAAUGUGAAGAAAGCCAAGGAGAUUUUGGAUCGUGACCACUAUGGUUUAAAAGAUGUCAAAGAGAGAAUCUUGGAGUUUAUUUCAGUGGGGAAAGUUUCCGGGAAUGUCAAUGGUAAAAUAUUGUGUCUCGCGGGACCUCCAGGUACAGGUAAGACUUCCAUUGCAAAAUCCAUUGCAGAAGCAUUGAACAGGAAAUAUACCAGGAUUGCCGUUGGUGGUGUUCAAGACGUGCAUGACGUCAAGGGUCACCGCCGAACAUACGUUGCAUCAAUACCAGGUAGAAUCAUCUCUGCCUUGACUCAUGCCAAGACCUCGAACCCGCUCAUGUUGAUUGAUGAGAUUGAUAAAUUGGACACUACGGCACACGGAGGUGCAGCCAGAGCGUUUUUGGAGAUUUUGGAUCCGGAGCAGAAUAAUGCCUUUGUCGAUAACUUUAUCGAGGUGAAGGUGGACUUGUCCAAAGUCUUGUUUGUGUGCACCGCAAACUAUCUCGGUGCUAUUCCCGCGCCCUUGAGAGACCGUAUGGAGAUUAUUGAAGUCAAUGGCUAUACCAAGCACGAAAAGAUUGAAAUUGCUAUGCGGCACUUGAUCCCGGACGCGUGUAAGAAAGUUGGCUUGAGAGAAGGUCUUGUUGACAUUCCAAAGGAGACCAUUUCGCGGUUGAUUGACAAGUACUGCCGUGAGAGUGGGUUGAGACAUGUCAAGACUUUGAUUAAUAGAAUCUUUAGCAAGGCGUCAAUGAAGAUUGUGGAACAAGUUGAGGCAAAAGAACCUGAGAUCAAAAUGGAGGAGGUUGUUACUGGUGCUGAGCCUGUCGACGAGACUGCCGAGGCCACUGUCAAGCCUGUAACCGUCAACACUCUGCCUACUGAGGACACCGAGACCAAAAGCGAGACCAAAAGCGAGACCAAAACCCCAACAGCUGAAGUAGAUGAGAGCGACGCUUCAAAAGAAGUCAAAGAAAAUGUGAAGGAAGGCGGCGAAAGCGAGCCAAAGCUGGAGACGGAGACGGAGAAGGUGGAGGAAGAAACACAAAAAUUGGCUUUGCCAGAUGACAUCAAAAUUGAAGUGACUCCCGAAAACCUCAAGGACUUUGUUGGACCAGAAAUCUACACCAAAGACAGAAUCUACGAGAAGCUAAACCCUGGUGUCGCCACGGGACUAGCCUAUAACACCUCGGGCGAUGGGGAUGCGUUGUACAUUGAAUCGAUCUUGACCGAUUCGAUAAGCUCGGACCUCGGUAAUGCCGGCUUGCACGUCACGGGUUCUUUGAAGGACGUGAUGAAGGAAUCAGCCUCGAUCGCAUACUCGUUUGCUAAGCAAUACAUGGUUCGGAAAUUCCCCGAGAACAGAUUCUUUGAACAAGCACAUAUCCACGUCCACUGUCCCGGCGGCGCCAUCCCCAAGGAUGGACCAUCCGCUGGUAUCGCGUUCACAUCAUCGUUGAUCUCGUUGGCUUUGAACCGGGCCUUGCCCAACGACACCGCCAUGACGGGCGAGAUCACGCUCACGGGAAGAGUGUUGGCGAUCGGGGGGCUCCGCGAAAAGACCUUGGGUGCUAAACGCGCGGGUUACACCAAGAUCAUCUUCCCCAAGGACUGCGAGUCUCAAUUGGAGGAGAUCCCUGACGAGGUCAAGGAGGGCAUCACUUAUAUCCCCGUUGAGUGGUAUAGUGAAGUCUUUGACAAUUUGUUCGAUUUCACGCAAGAUGAGGGGAACAAAGUAUGGGCGGAGGAGUUUGCCAAGUUGGAAGAGAAGAAGAAAGCAAAGAAACAGUAA
Lodderomyces beijingensis is the source of this 3162-nucleotide messenger RNA. NCBI's taxonomy places the organism in Eukaryota, Fungi, Ascomycota, Pichiomycetes, Serinales, Debaryomycetaceae. The record is from the annotation of a GenBank genome assembly.